Messenger RNA from Exophiala viscosa, 1038 nucleotides. RefSeq names its product apolipo protein O-domain-containing protein. Lineage: Eukaryota; Fungi; Ascomycota; Eurotiomycetes; Chaetothyriales; Herpotrichiellaceae. The record is from RefSeq and is a predicted model, not a curated record. Gene Ontology annotation, biological process: cristae formation. Gene Ontology annotation, cellular component: MICOS complex; mitochondrial crista junction. Bases 142 to 885 code for a protein of 247 amino acids. The transcript is spliced from 3 exons.
UUUACUGUAGGCCAAGGCCGAUUCUCCGCGAGCAGCUCUAAGUCAAUUUACUCGUAUUGGAGAAUCGAGUUGCAUGUUGCAUGCUUUUUGAAAGUUCCCCCGGAUUGCGCCAGCAGCGAUAACACCUGAAUUGCUGCCAACAUGGCGCGUAUACAGAUGCUGCGAGCUUCGAGGCGAGCCGCGCUCGUAGUACUCGGAGGCGCCGCGGCGACUCAAGGACCUCUGCAAGUCCGAACAGCUUUCGCAGAAGCUCCUUCGAAAGAACAACUCCCAGAAAAGAAACCCAUUUACUCAUCAUAUCCUGCCACACCUACAGCUCCCACGAUUCCAUCAACUCCAGCAACGGACUCCAAACCACACCCGACUUCUCCCACCCCAACAGACCGAUUGACCGAGCAAGUCAAGAAUGCUAGGGUCUUCCUCUACCACCAUUCGCUCCUGGCCGAGAACUCCGUCAACGACUUCCUGACGUGGGCAUUCAAGAAAGAAACAAACUUCGCCAACACCAUUGCAUCUUUAGCACCAAAAGCCGAAACUGGAGAGCAAUUACUACCCGGAGCAAUCUACGUUCUGGUCGCUACUCUUGCCGGCUCAAUAGUAUCGCGCAACCGGAAUAUCUUGAUCAGAGCCAGCUUCCCAUUGGCAGUGGGUAUCACGGCAGGCUGGUUCUUGAUUCCGGUCACCAUGGAGAAUACGUCUAAUUUGAUCUGGGAAUAUGAAAAGAGAGUACCCGCAGUCGCAGAAACACACCUUCAACUUAGCAGCAUUGCCAAGGACACAUACCGGCAAGCAAGAGGGAUCGCGAAGGAGGCGACGCACUGGGCUGAUGAGACCGCCAACGAGACACGAAAAAGGAUUGAGGAUGUGGUUUCGAAAGGAAAAUAGACGGAGCUCAAUAUGGUGUUAUUGCUUCAAGGAAAGUUCGUGUAAGGAGCUAUCGGCUGCCGAGCGGCCGUAUGUACAGAAAAUGCAUUUCUUUUCAGACUUCAUCACAUCUGGCGACAGGCUCGUGUGAUCAUCCAAACCAGUACACAAGAG